This is a messenger RNA of Heteronotia binoei (common prickly gecko), 3098 nucleotides long. RefSeq names its product hepatic lectin-like. The transcript is spliced from 6 exons. NCBI's taxonomy places the organism in Eukaryota, Metazoa, Chordata, Lepidosauria, Squamata, Gekkonidae. Bases 187 to 834 code for a protein of 215 amino acids. The record is from RefSeq and is a predicted model, not a curated record.
GUCAUCCAAAAAUAGAUGGCCUCGCGGCAGGAGAAUGGGACAUGCUCUGUACCUCUAAAACAAGUUAUAAAUUAACCUUUCCUGGUGGAACAACACUGGUCAACAGCGUACGCCCAUGCUUAGAAAAGCCACAUUGGCAGGGAAAGGACGCUUGCGGCCACCUCUAACUUUUCCUCUGCUGCGAAGAUGGAUGAGGAGAAGUUUCAAGAUGACCUUCGGACUUACACAGGAAGAAAUACCUGUCAGAGACCCUUAUUCAUAAUCUACAUCUUGCUGGCUCUCUCCUACUUGCUGAUUGUCAUUGGCUUUGCAGUGACCCUCUCCAAAGCCGCAACACUGUCAUCGCAACUGAAUGAGACAUACAGCAAAAUAAAGAACAGCUUCUCCGCCCAUGAUUUGCACUUGUUCCCCUGUGGCCCUGAGGCCAGGCAAUGGGAGUACUUCAAUGGGAAGUGCUACUACUUCUCCAUAGCAGUUGUUCCCUGGCAACAGGCCAAGACGAAGUGUGAAGAGCAACACGCCAGGCUGGUUGUCAUUGAUGGUUUUCCCAAGCAGAACUUCAUACAGACCCGAACUAGGAACGAGCGCUUUUGGAUUGGACUUCAUGAGUUGCAAACAGAAGGAGAAUGGAAAUGGCUGGAUGGCAGCGACUACAGAACAGGUUUCAAGAACUGGAAGCAAGGAGAACCCAACAAUUACCUGCGACAAGACGAAGACUGCGCCCAAGUCUGGAUCAACGGAGAGUGGAACGAUUUCACCUGCAGCUCCAGUUGCUUCUAUGUCUGCGAGAGGGGUUUGCCGAGUGCCCCUUCAACAGUAUCCAGUGGGAAGUGAGCUCCUGCUUCCGUUUACCAUGAAGGAAGGAACAGAAGGGGGUGGGAGAUGAUACAGUAGUAGUGAGAAAAUAAAUUUUAUUUCAUUUGAGAAUUAGGGUUGUCAGACCCCCAUGGAGGGGGGGGACCCCGCUUUUGCGGGGCACUUCCCCGCCCCCAACUGACCCAAAACAUAGGACCUGGCAACCCUAUUAAGAGGAUCCCUACACAUUUCACAUGCAGCCCAAAUAAGAAUACUCUUUCAAUAAUAAUACUCUUUCAAUCGACUUUCCAUCUAUCUUCAAUGCACUUGAACAAUUGCUUGCUAGUGACUUUUGCCACUUCACACAGUACUUUCUAGUUACAAAUCACAUUGGAAGCACGGCUGCCCAACCUCCAGAGAUCUUCUGAGAUUGAAGAAGACGACUGUAGAUUUAUACCCCGCGGUCUCUCGGAAUCAGAGUCUCAGAGCAGCUCACAAUCUCCUUUGUCUUCUUCCCCACAACAGACACCCCGUGAGGUGGGUAGGGCUGAGAGGGCUCUCCCAGCAGCUGCCCUUUCAAGGACAACUGCGAGUGGAGGAGGGGGGAAUCAAACUCGGUUCUCCCAGAUAAGACUCAACACAUAACCACUACACCAAACUGGCUCUGUUGUAGCAAGAAAGAAGAAGACUGCAGAUUUAUACCCCCACCCUUCUCUCUGAAUCAGAGACUCAGAACGGCUUACAAUCUCCUAUAUCUUCCUCCCCCACAACAGACACCCUGUGAGGUGGUGGGGCUGAGAGAGCUCUCACAGCAGCUGCCCUUUCAAGGACAACUCCUGUGAGAGCUAUGGCUGACCCAAGGCCAUUCCAGGAAAUGCAAGUGGAGGAGUGGGGGAAUCAAAUCCGGUUCUCCCAGAUAAGGGUCCGCACACUUAACCACCACACCAAACUGGCUCUCUGAUCUCCGGGCAGUAGACGUCAAAUUCACCUGGAGAAAAUGGCUGCUUUGGAAGGUGAACUCUAUGGCAUUAUGCCUUAUUGAAUUUUCUCCCCCUUCCCAAGCCCCACCCUCCUUAGGUUCCACCUCCCAGAAUCUCCUGUUAUUUCCCAACCCAGAGCUGCCAACUCUAAUUUGAUUAUUUAGUUAAAAAUAAAAAAUAAAACAAGAAGAAGAAGAAUUGCAGAUUAUACCCCGCCCUUCUCCAUGACUUUAAGAACCCCGUGGUGCAGAGUGUUAAAGCGCAGUGCUGCAGUCCUAAGCUCUGCUCACAACCUGAGUUCGAUCCCUGGCGGAAGCUGGGUUUUCAGGUAGCCAGCUCGAAGUUGAAUCAGCCUUCCAUCCUUCUGAGGUCAGUAAAAUGAGUCCCCAGCUUGCUGGGGGAAAAGUGUAGAUGACUGGGGAAGGCAAUGGCAAACCACUCCGUAAAAAGUUUGCUGUGAAAACGUGAAAGCAACGUCACCCCAGAGUCGGAAAUGACUGGUGCUUGCACAGGGGAUCUUUCCUUUCCUUUUUCCUUCUCCCUGAAUCAGAGACUUAGAGUGGCUUACUAUCUCCCAUGUCUUCUCUGCCCACAACAGACACCCUGUGAGGUGGGUGGGGCUGAGAGGGCUCUCACAGCAGCUGCCCUUUCAAGGACAACCUCUGCCAGAGCUAUGGCUGACCCAAGGCCAUUCAGCAACUGCAAGUGGAGGCGUGGGGAAUCAAACCCAGUUCUCCCAGAUAAUCCACACACUUAACUACUACACCAAACUGGCUCUCAGUUGCCUUACAGAUUCCCCUGACAAAGCUGCAUGCAAAACGCAUAGGUUUUCCCAAGUGAAAUAAAAUUUCUUUCCCACUGCACCAACCAACUUUCGUCCCCCCACUUCUUGAUUCUGCUUUGGUGUGGCCCUCUUUUCUGCAUUCACCUCCCCUGAGCACUUAGGAACCAAAGGCCAAUUGUAAGGAGUGCAAACUAUACUUGGAGUCCAAUGAAGAAAGGGCAUCAGAGUUUGUUUGUUUGAAAUUUCCUAAAUACCUUUAAAUGCAAUAUUUCAAAUUUUGACAUUUCACAUUGCAAAAUGUGGCAGUUGAUGCAAAGUGACAAGAAAUUUCACUGAUGGUAUUCUGUUUGGCAUGGCGGUACUUCAAUCCUUGGAAAUAAGAUCUCAUUUCAUAAAGUAUCUUUAUUUUGCAAGGUAAUAGCACUCAUAUCUGCCCACCUGUAAGAAUGAUUGAGAGAGUCUACAGGAAAGACGGGAUAAUUUGAAACACCUACACGUUUUUGUUACUGCAACUGUAUAAUUAAAUACCUCCCCAAUGA